Molecule: messenger RNA, 639 nt
Organism: Thelazia callipaeda (thelaziosis nematode)
Lineage: Eukaryota; Metazoa; Nematoda; Chromadorea; Rhabditida; Thelaziidae
Source: the annotation of a GenBank genome assembly
AUGGUUGAGUCUGUUAUGAACUUGACUAUGGCUGUUGAUUUAUCGAAGGUGGAACCGCUAAAUAAGAAACAUAUUGUUGCUUUUGUCAAUCAUUUUUUAAUGAGGAAUGUGGAACUACUGAACAGUUUUGUGUCUAAUGCAGAAACAAGGAUCAUCGAACUGGAGAAACGUAUGAGUCGAGUGGAAGUUGACCUGAAACUUCUGGAAGUUAGGAUUGACAGUAUCUCGGGUUUACCACUGAUUACUUCCAGCAAAGAAGAAUCAUCCGUGCCCACUAAAACUUCUGAAAAUUUGGUCCCUAAUAAAAACCGCAUGAAAAAUGAGACAAAAGUAGCUGGUAUGAAUUCAAAGUUUAUGACUGAUGCAGAUAAAAUAGAAGUAGCAGAUUCAAAAGAAUCAUCUGGAGAUGCUAAACAUUGUUUUCAUGUUCGGGAUGAUCCUCGUUAUGCUGUUUAUUUCAAAAUGCUUAGAAUGGGUGUUCCUGAAUGUGCAGUAAAGCAGAAAAUGGUAAGCGAAGGAGUUGACCCUACUCUUCUUCAAACACCGGAUGCAGUAACCGACGUGCCUCAGAAUAUGCCUACAGUUGAACAAGAAGUUGAAGAUGAUCACAAUUCUACAUCGUCCUUGAGUGAUGAUUGA